AUGAUCAGCAUUAUUAAUAUUCCCAUUGUUCCAACUUUAAAUGAAUUAGAUUUUGAUGAAAGUUCAAACAUUUUAAAUUCAGAAAUAACUGAAAUAAAUAAUAUUUCAAAUGGUGGGCAUCGUAGUGCAAAAGAUAUUUUGAAAUAUAUUAUACCAGCUCUAGCUCUUAAUGGAGUAUUGGACGUAAAUGAUCCAAUAAUUCAUUUGAGAAUAUCAGGAGAUGGGCGCAACGUAGGAAGAAGACUUAAACAAGUGAUGAUCACCAUGACAAUUUUGAACGAUAUUCAAAAUAUUCAUAAACCUGACUACCAUUAUACCACAGUUCUUUUUCCUGGUAUAGAAAAUUAUGAGCUUUUAGAAAUUAUGAUGAUGCCCUUUAUCCAAGAAUUAGAUGAUCUUAAAAAUUAUGGCCUAAAAAUUGAUGAAAUUGUUUGGAAAUUUGAACUAUAUUUUAGUUCAGAUUGGAAAUUCCUAUCAAUUUGCCUUGGAUUUAAUGCAGCAAAUUCAAAUUUUUUUUGUCCUUGGUGUCAAAUAUCCAAACAUGGCCAAAAUAAUAACCAAACAAAUUGGAAAAUAAGCAAGGAGAUUGAAAAAAUUAAUGAAUACCCAGGUCAUAACAAAAGGCCUCUUUUUUACAUGAUUUCUUUAAAUAACUGGGUUCCAGAUGAGCUCCACAUCAUGCUUCGUAUUUGGGAUCGUCUUUGGAGUUUGGUCAUUUCAGAAUUGAAAGAAUCCAAUCAAUUUGAUGAUGUAUGUCGUAAAGAAAUUAUGCAGGAAAUGAGCCGAAUCAGUGUAAAUUUCCAAUUUUGGAAGGAACAUGGAGCUGAUGCAUGGAAUCACACGUCAUUAAUGGGUGAUGACAAAUUAAAAGUUUUAAAAAAUUUUAAUUUAGGUCGAAUUUUACCACCUACAAGAGCUAAAAAAAUUCGUGAAUUAUGGAAUAGGUUUAACCAAAUUUAUUUCAAUCUUAAAACAAAAGAUUACGAUGUACAACAAUUCCAAUUUGAAGUUGAAGAUUGGCUAGAAUUGUUCUUAACUCCAGAUAGAAUUAUUCCCAACUCAAAUCGUAUUGAAAAAGGAUUGUAUAGUCCAAGUUCAAUUACGCCAUAUAUUCAUGUUCUUGUUUGCCACAUAUCUGAGUUCAUGGAAAUACAUCAGAAAUGGGGAAUGAAAGCGUUCUCAUGUGCACCUGUUGAGAAAAAGAACCAUCAACAGGUCACUCAUUUUUUUCGACAAACUCUUAAAGGUGGUGGUAGUAAACACAAAUUGGUAAUAAGAGACAUUCUUGAAUAUGAAAAUAGGUCUCUUUUUUACCUAUUUAAUGAUAACACAAUUUCUUCAAAACCAAAGAAACUUCAUAUUGAAGAUUGA
Messenger RNA from Rhizophagus irregularis DAOM 181602=DAOM 197198, 1371 nucleotides. RefSeq lists its product as uncharacterized. The record is from RefSeq and is a predicted model, not a curated record. NCBI's taxonomy places the organism in Eukaryota, Fungi, Glomeromycota, Glomeromycetes, Glomerales, Glomeraceae.